CGCACGCUUUCUUGCCUAAGAAAAUCCGCCCCCCGCCGCCGCUCCCCGCUUCUUGGCCGCCGCCGCCGCUCUCUCGGAGAGAGGAAAUCGUCCGGAGGCUGCCAGCCUGCUAGCGAGAGAAGGAGAGUUUUUUUCUUCGCUGCUAGGGGUUGGGUCGAGAAGAGGGGAAGCAAAGGGGGGUGGGAUUCGUGAGAUCGAAAUUGGAUCACGCGGGGGCGCGCUCGGGAUUGGGGGAUUCCAAACACAGCUUCGUUGAAUUUAAGUGGAUGUACUAAUGGAGUCAAAGGGUGGCAAAAAGAAGUCUAGCAGUAGUCGUUCCUUGAUGUAUGAAGCUCCCCUUGGAUACAGCAUUGAGGAUGUUCGACCUGCCGGAGGCGUGAAGAAGUUCCAGUCUGCUGCUUACUCCAACUGCGCGAAGAAGCCAUCCUGAUAGCCCUUUCGGCUUCUCCAUCCUAGUAGUUUAGUGAUUUCCCUGCAUUUCCAUUUUGGCACUUUUCUUCUGACCUAUCUCUCUGGCUGCUGCUUCCUGAUAAUCGACCAGUCCUCUAGUCUUGCUCCCUGCACUCCUCCAUUCUCCAUCUCUGGCACAGUUUUCUGAUCGACCUGCUCCAAUGGGUGUCCUGUCUGUUGCUGACCCUCCCCCAGUCUCAGCGAUUGGGUUUGAGGGCUAUGAGAAGCGCCUUGAGAUCACCUUCUCUGAGGCGCCUGUCUUUGCUGACCCUAAUGGCCGGGGUUUGCGCGCCCUCUCCAGGGCCCAGAUUGACUCUGUUCUGGAUAUUGCACGGUGCACCAUCGUGUCUGAGCUGUCCAACAAGGAUUUUGACUCCUAUGUCCUCUCUGAGUCCAGCCUAUUUAUCUAUACUCAUAAGAUUGUGAUCAAGACUUGUGGGACUACCAAGCUUCUGCUCACCAUUCCAAGGAUUCUUGAGCUUGCUGAAGGGCUGUCCAUGCCACUUGCUGCUGUGAAGUACUCCCGUGGGAUGUUCAUCUUCCCCAGUGCACAGCCUGCCCCCCACAGGAGCUUCUCCGAGGAAGUUGCUAUCCUGAACCGCUACUUUGGUGACCUGAAAUCUGGUGGUAAUGCUUAUGUGAUUGGAGAUCCAGCAAAGCCUGGCCAGAAGUGGCAUAUCUACUAUGCCACCCAGCACCCAGAGCAACCUAUGGUUACCCUUGAGAUGUGCAUGACCGGAUUGGACAAGAAGAAAGCUUCAGUCUUUUUCAAGACCUCUGCUGAUGGCCACACUUCAUGUGCUAAGGAAAUGACAAAGCUAUCGGGCAUCUCUGACAUUAUCCCAGAGAUGGAGAUUUGCGACUUUGACUUUGAACCCUGUGGCUACUCCAUGAAUGCAAUCCAUGGCUCUGCAUUCUCUACCAUUCAUGUGACCCCGGAGGAUGGCUUCAGCUAUGCCAGUUAUGAGGUUAUGGGCUUUGAUGCAUCUGCUCUUACUUAUGGUGACCUGGUGAAGAGGGUCCUCAGGUGCUUCGGCCCUUCCGAGUUCUCUGUUGCUGUUACCAUCUUUGGUGGGCAUGGCCAUGCUGGAACAUGGGCAAAGGAGCUCAAUGCUGAUGCUUACAAAUGCAAUAACAUGGUAGAGCAGGAGCUGCCCUGUGGCGGCCUCCUCAUCUACCAGACCUUUGACGCUACUGAAGACGUUGCUGUUGUUGGAUCGCCCAAAUCUGUCCUUCACUGCUUUGAGGCCGAGAAUAUGGUGAACCCUGCUCCUGUUAAGGACGGUAAACUGCGCAAUCUUCUCUCCUGGGGAGAGGAUGCAUUGGAGGAGACGGAUGGAGUGUAAGACGAGUAAGACGGGACCUCUGGUGACGAUUUAGUGCUUUGUUUUCGUUCGUGGCAUUUUUAUUUGUUGAGGUUGUCGUUUGGUUAUUCUGUGAAGCAGCCAGCCAGGCUAUUAGUAUUUUCGUUUGUAAGCAUGUGCUCCUGCUCUUGCGACAUGUGCUUGGUCUAAAUAAUAAUGGUAAAUUGAAAGCUCUAGGUGGUCAGCUGCGUCUACCACAAUGAGCAUGCGUCUGGAGAAAUGUUGUCAAAACAUAUGAAUAACUAUUUGCUGUGGAAUUUCCUUGUCUUUACAAUUCA
Molecule: messenger RNA, 2092 nt
Organism: Oryza brachyantha (malo sina)
Lineage: Eukaryota; Viridiplantae; Streptophyta; Magnoliopsida; Poales; Poaceae
Product: S-adenosylmethionine decarboxylase proenzyme
Exons: 3
Coding region: 612-1796 (394 amino acids)
Biological process (GO): spermidine biosynthetic process; spermine biosynthetic process
Cellular component (GO): cytosol
Molecular function (GO): adenosylmethionine decarboxylase activity
Source: RefSeq, a predicted model, not a curated record